This is a messenger RNA of Vigna angularis (adzuki bean), 630 nucleotides long. RefSeq names its product germin-like protein 8-13. NCBI's taxonomy places the organism in Eukaryota, Viridiplantae, Streptophyta, Magnoliopsida, Fabales, Fabaceae. The coding region runs from base 1 to 630 and encodes 209 amino acids. Gene Ontology annotation, cellular component: cell wall. The transcript has a single exon. The record is from RefSeq and is a predicted model, not a curated record. Gene Ontology annotation, molecular function: manganese ion binding.
AUGAUGAACAGGAUUGUGAUUCUCUUACUUUGUGUCCUUUUUUCGUCCACUUCCCAUGCUUCUUUUCCGGAAAAGUUCUGCAAGGCUGACCUCAACGGUCCAGACAGCCCUUCUGGCUAUCUCUGCCUGCCAUCUGAAACAGUAACAGCUGCAGACUUUAAGUACACUUUUAAUGGAAAAGCAGGCAUUCUAGUCCCACCCAACACUCUAGUAUUCCCUGCAACUGUUGCUCAGUAUCCUAUACUCAACGGUCUUGGAAUUUCUGGAGCAAUUGUAGAGAUCCCGGAAGGUGGAAUUCUUCCAGUGCAUGAUCAUGAUGCAACUGAAAUAGUACUGGUGAUUGAAGGUCAAAUUGAUGUUGGAAUCUUGACACCUCGGAAAGCUUUUCGCAAUAAACUUACACCGGGAGAUGUUUUCCUUUUUCCAAAAGGACUGCUGCAUUAUCUUAUCAAUUCUGGUCGUGGGAAAGCCGUUGCUUUUGCCGCUUUUAGUUCCCCUAACCCUUCUUUUCGUUUUCUUUAUGAAGAACUGUUCACCAACGACGUCCCUAGCAUCACCAUUUCCCAGAUUAGCUUCCUUGAUGUAGCCCAAGUCAGGAAGCUCAAGGCUCGUUUCAAUGGCACCGGCUAG